Carya illinoinensis is the source of this 3150-nucleotide messenger RNA. RefSeq names its product autophagy-related protein 18f-like. Gene Ontology annotation, molecular function: protein binding. The transcript has 8 exons. Bases 432 to 2813 code for a protein of 793 amino acids. Gene Ontology annotation, biological process: response to starvation; autophagy. Lineage: Eukaryota; Viridiplantae; Streptophyta; Magnoliopsida; Fagales; Juglandaceae. The record is from RefSeq and is a predicted model, not a curated record. Gene Ontology annotation, cellular component: cytoplasm.
UUGCGACUGGAAAAGACGGGGAGAUAAACGUACCCAUUUCCUCGUACUAUUCUUUUUAAUUUUCCUUCUCCCAUUACCCAAAUCCACUCUCUCACUCUCCCCUCCGAUCUCGCAAUCUUUGUUUUUUCAAACAUUCACAAAUCCCUGUUCCGCAGUCAAUCAUGCCCAGUGUUCUCUUUUAUUUGUUCCGUAUACGUAAGCUGUGCUUGGUGCUCUUCGAUAAACUCUUAUUAUUGAUUAAAAAAACAAAAAAACCAUCCACAUUUCAAACAAAAUUCCUUUUUUUUUUUCCGUUGAUUAUUUUGUUGUGAUCAGCCACUAAAGAUUGCUGCGUUGCUGUUGCUAUUAGCUGUCACUUUAUUCUGAACUUCGCUCUCUUAAAGCACUUCCGUCGUUUCAUUGUGUUUUAUUACAGAAUUGGAGUUUUUGGAAUGAGGAAUGAAGGCCAGAAACAACAGCAGGGUGGUGUGCCAAAGCCAGGGCGGCCCAACAGCUUUAUGCCGAGCUCUUUUCGUGCCAUUUCCAGCUACCUGAGGAUCGUGUCAUCGGGGGCAUCGACAGUGGCACGCUCUGCGGCCUCGGCGGCGUCAUCAAUUGUGGAUAGGGAUCAUGAUGCCAGCCAUGAUCAGGUGAACUGGGCCGGGUUUGACAAGUUAGAGGAUGAAGGAGAUGUCAUUCAGCACGUUCUCCUGCUGGCUUACUGGUCUGGUUUCCAGGUUUGGGAUGUUGAAGAAGCAGAUAAUGUUCGAGGCCUAGUUUCCAGACAUGACGGUCCGGUUUCAUUUAUGCAAAUGCUCCCGAAACCAAUCACCAAAAAGAAGUUGCAGGGCAAGUUUGCAGACAGCCACCCACUACUGGUAGUUUGUACUGAUGGGUCCCUUUAUACAGGUAGUAGCAUUCAGGAUGGUGUAGCCACUCCUUGCAAUGGGAACAUCCCAAAUGGCGAGGAUCCAGUGGAUUGCGGUUUUUUGCCUACUGCUGUUCAGUUUUAUUCCUUUAAAUCUCAAUCUUAUGUUCAUGUGCUAAAGUUCAGGUCAGUUGUUUAUUCUGUACGGUGCAGUUCCCGAGUUGUCGCUAUUGCUCAAGCAGCUCAGAUACACUGCUUUGAUACCGAAACUUUAGAGAGGGAAUAUACCAUUCUUACGAACCCUAUAGUUUCGGUGUGCCCUGGUUCUGGUGGCAUAGGUUAUGGACCCCUUGCUGUGGGGUCCCGAUGGCUUGCUUAUAGUGGAAGUCCGGUUGUAGCCUCAAAUUCAGGUCUUGUCAGUCCACAACAUUUAAUGUGUUCUGCAAGCUUUCCUGAUUUCCCUUCAAAUGGGAGUAUGGUGGCUCACUAUGCAAAAGAAUCAAGCAAGCAACUUGCUGCUGGGAUUGUGACCCUUGGAGACGUGGGAUAUAAGAAGUUGUCCAGGUACUGCUCUGAGCUUCUGCCUGAUAGUAAUACUUCAAUGCAAUCAGGGAAUCCUGCCUCGCAAAUCAAUGGGACUGUUAAUAUCCAAUUAACAGAUGCAGAAAAUGCUGGAAUGGUCAUUGUCAGAGAUAUUGUCAGCAAAGUUGUGAUUGCCCAGUUCAGGGCACACCAUAGUCAUAUUUCAGCAUUAUGUUUUGACCUUAGCGGCACCCUUUUAGUUACCGCAUCGGUCAAGGGGCACAUCAUAAAUGUUUUCAAAAUAAUGCCUGGACUCCACAGAAGCUCUUCUACAUCUGCUGCCGGUGCAUCUCAUGUACAUCUUUACAGGCUGCAGCGUGGCUUCACAAAUGCAGUCAUACAGGAUAUCAGUUUCAGUGACGACAGUAACUGGAUUAUGAUCGGUUCAUCAAGGGGGACUAGCCAUCUGUUUGCUAUUAAUCCUGUUGGAGGAUCAGUAAAAUUUCAGUCUGCUGAUGUUAGUCCUACUACCGGGAAUAGAAAUUUGACUAAGCCAUCAGUUAAUUGGCCACCUAAUCAACAGAGCCUUUGUGCAGCUGGUCCUCCAAUUACACUUUCUGUUGUCAGUAGGAUAAGGAACGGAAAUAAUGGAUGGAGAGGAACAGUAAGUGGUGCAGCAGCAGCUGCAACAGGCAGGAAGAGUUUUCUUUCUGGGGCUAUUGCUUCUUCUUUCCACAAUUGUGGAGGCAAUGCUUUAUAUGUGGAUUGCAGCUCUUCAAAGGCAACAUACCACUUCAUGGUAUUUUUUCCAUCCAGUUGUUUGACACAAUAUAUGUUGCAAACAUCAACUUGUCUUGGUCCAAUGGCUGUUGUGCCUGGAUUAAGCAGUUCUGCUGAGUCAGCACCAGAAUGUGAUGCAAGAUUAGUCAUUGAGGCUGUCCAGAAGUGGAAUAUAUGUCUGGAACAUAACCGAAAAGGGAGAGAAGAUAAUACUGACAUAUAUGGUGAGAAUCAAAAUUUAGACGGCACUAGAAUAUAUUUUAAAGGAGUGAGGAAGGGAAAUAGCAUUCAUCCUGAAGCUGGGGAUAUAUUUACAAAGGCAAAGACCAGUUCUGAGGAGAAACAUCAUUUGUAUAUAUCAGAAGCUGAACUGCAGAUGCAUGAACCUCGAGCUCCGUUGUGGGCAAAACCUGAAAUAUACUUUCAGUCAAUGAUGGUGGAAGGCUCCAAAAUGGAUGAAGAAAAUGUUUCUGGGGGGGAAUUUGAAACAGAAAGGAUUCCAACUCACACAAUUGAAGCAAGGUCAAAAGGCUUGUUUCCAGCUUUUGAAUAUCUUCCAACUCCCAAAAUCCAGCAAACAAGUAAGCUUGCCCUGGACAGCAAUGUUAAUGGGAGAAUCCAGCAUCAGAGGUCUGGUCUGGCAAUAAAAUUUCCUCCAUUUUGAAAAAUAAGAAAAAAAGAAAAAGAGGUCUGGUCUGUUGGCGAACAGUGGGCUUUCAUGCGGAAGCAGUUCCAGCUCUCAUGAUUCUGUGACUGACAGUGAUGCUUCACUAGGAAAAUUUCACAAUGCCAUUGAAGAAACUGAUUCAGAUGGUCCUCGGAUGCCGGUAGAAACCAACAGCCUUGCAAAUAAUAAUGACAUCCCAAAAACAAAAACAGCAUGAGAUUGUAAAUAAUAGGGAGAGCUUCAAAAUGGAGGCUCAACUCAAGUUUGUAAAUACUAAUAAUGGAAGCGUAAAAAAGGAGAAUAAUUUUGAAGAUGAAGUUGAUGAGUUUGAUUA